Molecule: messenger RNA, 1140 nt
Organism: Psilocybe cubensis
Lineage: Eukaryota; Fungi; Basidiomycota; Agaricomycetes; Agaricales; Agrocybaceae
Exons: 8
Coding region: 1-1140 (379 amino acids)
Biological process (GO): response to reactive oxygen species; hydrogen peroxide catabolic process; cellular response to oxidative stress
Molecular function (GO): heme binding; peroxidase activity
Source: RefSeq, a predicted model, not a curated record
AUGUCCUUCAGCGUUUUUCGCGCGUCCUUCCGCAAUCCUGCGGCCAACCCUCUUCGCAGGGCUACCCAACUGCCUAAGGCCCAGUUCCGCGUAAAGUUCACCCGCAACUUCUCUACCCCUCCUCCUGCUGCAGAGGCCAAGUCAAACACAGCUCUCUACGCUGGUCUCGGAGCCGCUGCUGCUGGUGGUAUCGCAUACUACUUCUAUGCUACUAACAGUGGCAAGGAGGCUGGAACUGCUGUCAAGUCUGGUGUCCAGGCUGCCAAGGUUUCCGCCAACUUUGUCCCCACCAAGGAGGACUACAUCAAGGUGUACAACAGGAUCGCUCAGGUCAUUGACGAGGCCGGCGAAUACGACGAUGGCUCCUAUGGACCCGUUCUUGUCCGCCUCGCCUGGCACGCGUCUGGAACUUAUGACAAGGAUACUAAAACCGGUGGCAGCAACUACGCGACUAUGCGCUUUGAACCUGAAUCCCAACAUGGUGCUAACGCCGGUCUGAACGUUGCUCGUGAUCUCAUGGAAAAGGUCAAGCAGGAAUUCCCCUGGAUUAGCUACGGUGAUCUCUGGACUCUUGCUGGUGUUGCUGCAAUUCAGGAAAUGGCUGGCCCCAAGAUCCCCUGGCGCCCUGGACGCAUUGACGGUUUCGCUGCACAGGCCACCCCCGAUGGUCGUCUCCCUGACGCUACCCAAGGCGCUGACCACCUCAGGAACAUCUUCCACCGCAUGGGAUUCAACGAUCAGGAAAUUGUCGCUCUCUCUGGUGCUCAUGCUCUUGGCCGCUGCCACCGUGACCGCUCCGGAUUCGAAGGCCCCUGGACGUUCUCCCCUACCACUCUGACUAACGACUACUACAAGCUGCUCUUCGACGAGAAAUGGGUGUGGAAACGCUGGGAUGGACCUAAGCAGCUCGAGGACAAGAAGACCAAGAGCCUUAUGAUGUUGCCUACCGAUUACGUUCUCACUCAGGACAAGGUCUUCAAGAAACAGGCUAAGGCUUACGCUGAGAGCCAGGAUCUCUUCUUCAAGGACUUCUCCGCCGUUGUUUCCCGCCUCUUCGAGCUCGGUGUGCCUUCUUCCCAAUGGGUCACUCCCGAGCCCUGGGUCAUGCCCACCGUUGAGGAGCAGAAGGAGCAGAAGUAA